CCACACCCUAGGCUGUUUAGGACCUCGCGGUGGAGAGGCGGGGCGUUAGGCGGCCAGGACGGUGACAGGUGCGCCCCUUGGCCAAUGGCAGGACCGACGCCCCUCCCCAGGCACCCGCAGUGCGCGCCAAUCGGAGGCCGUGUUGAGCUUCAAGUGCGCGGAGGGGCGCGGGUCUCCACCACCGCGCCAGCGGCCUCGGCGCGUUUGCGUGCGGGCUGGAACGCUGAAAGCUGGCCUCUGCUGCCCAGAUGAGCCAAAGCGCUCGCGAAGGCGUUCGUGCCAGCGAGGGCGAGCGUGUGUGAGCUCGGCCCGGGGCGGGGCCGCACUGAAGAGGCGCGGACCAUGGUCACCCUCGGCUGAGUUCCCGGCGGCGACUUUGAUUAUUGGCAAAUAAUCACUAACAAUACCCAGCCUGCAGGCUUGCCGCGCCACGCAGACUCCGCGAGCCGGCACACGGCCGCGUCACCCACCACCGGGCCCUGAUCUCCAGCCCCAAACGAGCCGAUGGAAAAAUCCAAAAAUUUCCGCAUCGACGCCCUGCUGGCGGUGGACCCCCCGCGAGCCACCUCCGCGCAGAACUCGCCACUGGCCUUGGUCACGUCGCUCGCGGCUGCAGCAUCUGGCCCCGGCGGUGGAGGCGGCAGCGGUGGCGGCGGGGCAAGCAGCGGAGCGAGUGGCAGCUGUAGCCCCGCGUCCUCGGAGCCGCCCGCGGCUCCAGCCGACCGUCUGCGCUCCGAAAGCCCUUCACCGCCGCGCCUGUUAGCUGCACACUGCGCUCUGCUACCCAAGCCCGGCUUCCUGGGCGCGAGCGGAGGCAGCGGCGGUGGCGCGGGCGGCGGACCCGGGGGCCCCCACCACCACUCGCACCCCAGCGCAGCAGCGGCCGCCGCCGCAGCAGCCGCAGCCGCAGCGGCGGGGAGCCUGGCUCUGGGGCUACACCCGGGGGGCGCACAGGGCGGCGCGGGCCUCCCGGCGCAAGCAGCACUCUAUGGCCAUCCGGUGUACGGCUACUCGGCGGCGGCAGCCGCCGCCGCGCUGGCCGGCCAGCACCCGGCGCUGUCCUACUCGUACCCACAGGUGCAGGGCGCGCACCCUGCGCACCCCGCCGAUCCCAUCAAACUGGGCGCCGGCACCUUCCAGCUAGACCAGUGGCUGCGUGCGUCCACCGCAGGCAUGAUCCUACCCAAGAUGCCCGACUUUAACUCCCAGGCACAGUCGAACCUCCUGGGGAAAUGCCGCCGACCCCGAACCGCCUUCACCAGUCAGCAGCUGCUGGAGCUGGAGCACCAGUUCAAGCUCAACAAGUACCUGUCGCGGCCCAAGCGCUUCGAAGUGGCCACCUCACUCAUGCUCACAGAGACCCAGGUCAAGAUCUGGUUCCAGAACCGGCGGAUGAAGUGGAAACGCAGCAAAAAGGCCAAAGAGCAGGCGGCGCAGGAGGCGGAGAAGCAGAAGGGCGGCGUGGCGGGUAAAGGCGGCGGCGGUGCUGAGGAGAAGGCAGAGGAGGAGCCGCUGGGGCCACCCGCGUCCGGGGACAAGGGCAGCGGACGCCGACUGCGAGACUUAAGGGACAGUGACCCCGAGGAGGAGGAGGACGACGACGACGAGGACCAUUUCCCCUACAGCAACGGCGCCGGCGCCCACGUCCCCUCCUCCGACUGCUCCUCCGAGGAUGACUCGCCACCUCCGCGGUCCGGCGCGCUCGGCCACCAGCCCCCUGCCCAGUAGGAGCCCCUGCGGCCCUGCGGGCAGGGGCGCGCACCGCACCGCUCCGCCCUAGCCAGGGGCCGCGCCAGGCCUCCAUCCCGCGUCCGGCG
Ochotona princeps (American pika) is the source of this 1817-nucleotide messenger RNA. RefSeq names its product motor neuron and pancreas homeobox 1 (gene MNX1). NCBI's taxonomy places the organism in Eukaryota, Metazoa, Chordata, Mammalia, Lagomorpha, Ochotonidae. Gene Ontology annotation, cellular component: nucleus. The transcript is spliced from 3 exons. Gene Ontology annotation, biological process: neuron projection morphogenesis; spinal cord motor neuron cell fate specification; regulation of DNA-templated transcription. The coding region runs from base 505 to 1728 and encodes 407 amino acids. Gene Ontology annotation, molecular function: sequence-specific double-stranded DNA binding; DNA-binding transcription factor activity, RNA polymerase II-specific. The record is from RefSeq and is a predicted model, not a curated record.